Styela clava is the source of this 2665-nucleotide messenger RNA. Its product is annotated as cytochrome b-245 light chain-like. Gene Ontology annotation, molecular function: heme binding. NCBI's taxonomy places the organism in Eukaryota, Metazoa, Chordata, Ascidiacea, Stolidobranchia, Styelidae. The record is from RefSeq and is a predicted model, not a curated record.
ACAGACUUACCACAUUUAGUGAUCAUGCACCCAUUAUUCUUCUUGCAGAUCAUAUAAUUCUGUUAUUUCUUGUAAUACCUAUGGCUCCAAGACCACAAGAAAAACAAAGAAGUAUUCAAUGGUCAAUGUGGGCAAAUGAGACUGCACUCAUGGGUGCCUGGAUAGUCGUAUUAGGUGGAAUUGUUGGGAUUAUAGGUGGAGCCGUAGAGGAAUUUCAAUACUGGCUUCCGUUUGGAAUAUAUAGUUUAGUUUUUGGAUUACUGGUUGUGAUGUUGGAAUAUCCACGAGGGAAGAAAAACAAAGGGAACACUGUUACCCGAAGUCAUCAAGAAAUUUUCACCAAAAUUAAUCAUAAAAUGUACAAGUUCACCAGAAGCUACUAUAUCCGUGCACUUGUUCUAUUUCUGGUUUGUCUGCCAGCUGGAGUUAUUGUUCCAACCUUCUUUGGUGCCUUCUGCCUGUUAUCCGCCAGUAUAAUCUACCUUGUUGCUGCUAUAAGAAAUGAAGAAUGGACACCGGUUGGAAUACAACUUGAUAGAGCUCAACGAAUUGAUACAAUAUCAUCUCCUCCGUCGAAGCCACCACCUCGUUUGCCGCAACAAAUUUAACAUUGUUCAGUUGUUACUCAAAACUUGAUAAAAAUCAUUCCAUAUUCCUGUUUAUUCAGAAAUAUGUCCAUUUUCAGAUUAAUAUAAAUUUUCCUGUGUUACAGACCACAGCUCACAGUCUGACUUACGGUUUUCAAGAUAAUAAAUGUGAUUGUGUUUUUACUACAAAAAUGCCAUUCUAGACCCCUAUUUGACUUGCUUGUUAUCUUAAAUGCGCUUAUUUUAAAUUUCUAGCUUCCUAAAUUUGUGAUAAUUUUUAAAAUAACAGACAUGAAGCAUUAUAAUUUUACAUAUCAUAUUUUUAUUUGUGAAAAUGUUCUGAAACAGAGAAUAUUUGAAAAUAUUUAUUGGUGUCAAUGAGUGAUGCACUGGCAUUUUCUAACUGUAACAAUCUUCAAUUCUUGACAAGCACAUCAGGUUUCUUUUACAUUUCAUGAUUUUUCGCAUCUUACAGGUUGUCCUGAAAAAUGGACAAAGAAGAUUUUACAGUUUAAACGCAAUAUUAUAAUACUUCCUAUACAGGAAAAUAAUUUUGAUAAAAAUCUGAGAAUUUUGUCACUCCGUAAUGCCACGGAGUGACGAGAUUUAUCGGAGCACUGCGUAAAAAACAACAAGCAACUAUCAACUGUCAAAUUGGUAAAUUAUUGGGCCUAACCCCUAAAGCGACAUCUCAGUUUUGUUGCAAAUACCUACCGUAGGUAUUGAAAUAUAUCAGAUAAUUGAAAAAAAAGUUAAAAAAUCGUCAAGUUGACAAUAUAAGGCAAAUUUCCAUCAGCUCUGUUUAGCCCAGUGUGUCCAAUGGAGCAUUUUACAAUAUUUAUAUCAAACACAGGAUAUCAGAAGUAAAAUUUAUCACAUACUUUGGUUGACCAAAUACAUUUUAAGUUAACAUAAAUAGCAUAAGAGUUUAUGAUAUGAAACUAAUGAAAAUUAGACAGAAAACCAUCAAUUAUUCCAUUGAUUAAAAAACAAUGAUUUUGAGUCUAAUCGGUACCUUCUCAUGCGAUUUUGAAUACUUGUCCUAUAUGUCUGUAUGUCCUAUACCUCCUGCAGUUUAAUAUUUCAAUUAGCGAAGAUUUAACUUUUGCUAAAUUUUCAACUAAUUUAUGGAAUUGCUGUUAUGCCAUUGCGCAAAUUAAUUUCAUUGAUGUCAUUGUAGUUACCUAACCAUGUGGUAUACAUUUCUCAUGUGAAGUUUAAAUUUUGACAUAUUAUAGUGAUCUGAGUUUUUGAGACAGUAAGUGCGAAACUUGAAAAAUUCAUUUUGAGAAAAUGAUGAUAAUGAUAACGUAUAUUUUUUAUUUUUAAACUGUUAUAACUUUUUAUUGAAUUACUUCCAUGAAUUUUGCUUCAAAUUAUUAUUAGAUUUUCCCUUUUGUCUUGAAAUCCUCGAACAGUGGAAACAUGUUUUUUUUUUAAAGUAUUAUGGAGAGUAUAUAUUCGUACAAGUAUUACAUGAAGUAAAGUGAAAUGUGUAGCAAUAGGAGAAAGAUUUUAGAAUUGCUUUUUUGUAGAUAUCAUUGUUCUUCUCUGUUUGAGAUGUAUGUUUCACCCAAAAAGUUCCCAAAAACCCUGUUUGGCACAUAAGAUCAACAAUGCCCAUUUUCUAAAUCAGAAAUCUAUGGACAAUUUUAUUUUUUGUAACAUUUUGUCUGACCAAUGUCAGCCAUCCACAGACACUUUGUUACAACAAUAAUAUACCAUUAUAUCUGCUAACUUUUCUUGUCCAGGAGAUUUGCCGUAAUAAAUUCUAAUUCAUCCUCCAAAUAAAUAAUUGCAGGAGCUAAUUUCUUCCAUUUUAUGGAUUUAUAUCCGAGAAAUAUUAUUUUUAAAUAUGCACCUUAUACUGUCUUCAUAUUAUGGUAACUUUUCGUCAUACUAACUAGAAGAUUUUAUUUACUGUACUUUUGUCACAAUUUUAAUAUGAUGAAGUUAAUGAUUUCAUAAAGCUUUGUGUAAUGUUUCAAUAAAAAGCCGCUUUUGUCUUCUACUUGUCUAUUCAAAGCUUACUAUUCUAACAUAUUUUCUUGUAUUCUUUAUAACAUAAUUAACAAUAG